This is a messenger RNA of Funneliformis caledonium, 1206 nucleotides long. The record is from the annotation of a GenBank genome assembly. Lineage: Eukaryota; Fungi; Glomeromycota; Glomeromycetes; Glomerales; Glomeraceae.
AUGGAAUUUUAUCAAGGAUUAUCACUUGAUUUUAGCCAUCUAUUGGACGAGUCUGACGACUAUGACGUUAUCAUUUAUGCUGGUAAAGAACCAAAUGUCAAAAAAUUCCACGCGCACACGGUUAUUUUGCGUGCGAGAUCCCCUUACUUUCGUAGAGCCCUGUCAAGAGAUUGGGCUCGAAAAGAAAACGGCUCAAUCGUAUUUCAGAAGCCGAACAUAGCACAUGAAGUGUUUGACGUCAUUCUGAAAUACAUUUAUAGUGGCACCGCAGAUUUACUUGCACAAGAAGGUGGUAUUAUCCUCAACCUUUUAACUGCCUCCGACGAAUUAAAUCUUCAAGAAUUGAUCGUUUAUGCGCAAGAUCAUCUUAUUCAACAAAAAUCUGACUGGUUGCAAGAAAAUGUGAUACAAGUUUUGCAUACCGUUGGAUAUUUAGAAGCCUGUAAAGAUUUACAAAAUUUUUGUUUGGGUUUGAUUUGUCAAGAUCCUUAUUGGUUAUUUGAAUCAAAUAAUUUUUGUUCAUUGGACGAAUCUGUUCUUGUACCUCUUUUAAAACGCGAUGACCUUUUAAUGGAAGAAAUUGAAAUUUGGGAUCACUUAAUUGAGUGGGGGAUCGCUCAAAAUAUAUCAUUAAAUGAAAAUAUUUCAACCUGGACUCCUCAAAAUUUCGAAACAUUGAAAGGUACUUUAGAACAUUGUAUACCUUUAAUUAGGUAUUUUAAUAUUGAUUCUAGUGACUAUUGGGAUAAAUUGAGACCUUUUAGACAGAUUUUACCAAGUAAAUUACAUGAAGAUCUUUUGCAAUAUUAUUGUAAGCGAGGAAAUAUUAGUGAAACGGAUACACUUAUAUUAUCACUAAGGAAGACUGAUAGUAGUUGGUCGGCUCCAACAACAUGGACUGUUUCACAACGUAGUCGUACUUCUUCUUUUGAUAAUAUGUCUGUUGCUGUUUUUUCAUCUCCGCGACAUGGUCCUUGCUUUGGUCAAACAGAUUUACGAAUGAAUGAUAAUUUUAAUGAGGCCGAAACUUGUACAUGUCAAUGCUACGAUUAUGAAAGUGAAAUAACUGAAAAUCAUAAUUUUUCUGUUGAAGAAUAUGAAGUAUUUCAGGUUAUAAAUAAAGAUAUACCUGAAUCUUCAAAUCAGGCUUCAACCUCACAGAUGCUUUCAAGACCCGAGCUUACAAAUUACCCAACUGCUUGGUAA